Messenger RNA from Closterium sp. NIES-65, 1452 nucleotides. NCBI's taxonomy places the organism in Eukaryota, Viridiplantae, Streptophyta, Zygnematophyceae, Desmidiales, Closteriaceae. The record is from the annotation of a GenBank genome assembly.
AUGCAGCACUGUUCACUUGAAGUGAACUUGAAAACCAUCUGUACACGAUCGCGCCCCCUUCUAUUCGUCGCCCACGCUUCCAACCGUCUGUCCCUUCCAUUCGCCGCCAUCCCUUCCGCUCGUCGCCCUCCCUUCCGCGCGUCGCCCUGCUCGUCGCUCUACCUUUCGCCCGUCGCCCUCCCAUCCGUUCGCCGCUCUACCUGCUACGCGUCGCCCUCCCAUCCGAUCGUCGCUCCCGUCGCCCUCCCUUCCGUCCGUCGCCCUCCCUUCCGCCCGUCGUCUACCCUUCCGCCCGUUGCCAACCCUUCCGCCCGUCGCUCUCUGUCCCGUCCGUCGCUCUCCCUUCUGCACGCCGCUCUCCCUUCCGCCCGUAGCCUUCCCUUCGUCCCGACGCCCUGCCUCCCGCUCGUCCCCUCGCAAUCCCCAUCUUCCACUCUCCCCGUCGCCCUCGCCAUCCCUCCAGUCUCCCUUCCCAUCGCGCACACUUGUCACCUUUCCCUGCUUCCACCCAUCCACUUCCCUGCUUCGCCCCACCCCUUCCCUGCUUCCCCCCAUCCCCCUCCCUGCUUUCCCUCAUCCAAUUUCCUGCUUCCCCAUGUCCCCUUCCCUGCUUCCCCCCAUCCCCUUCCCUGCUUGCCCCCACCCCUUCCCUGCUUCCCCCCAUCCCCUUCCUUGCUUCCCCCCAUCCCCUUCCAUGCUUCCCCCCAUCCCCUUCCCUGCUUCCCCAUGUCCCCUUCCCUGCUUGCCCCCAUCCCCUUCCCUGCUCCCCCAUGUCCCCUUCCCUGCUUUCCCCCAUCCCCCUCCCUGCUUCCCCCCAUCCCCUUCCGUGCUUUUCCCCCUCCCGUUUCCAUCGCUUUCCCCCUCCCGCCGCCCUCGCUCUCCCCCUCCCGUCGACCUCACUUUCCCCCUGCUCACUCGCAUCCCCCCUGCUCACUCUCUUUGCCUCUGCUCACUCUCUUCCCCCUUUCUCACUCUGCUCCCCCUUCCUCACUCUCUCUAUCCCCCCCUCCUCUAUUCCCCCCUGCUCUUUUCCCCCCUGCUCUAUUCCUCCCUGCUCUAUUUCCCCCUGCUCUAUUCCCCCCUGCUCUAUUCCCCCCUGCUCUCUCCCCCCUUGCUCUCUCUCUUCACACCUCCUCACUCUGUUCCCCCUUGCUCACUCGGUUUUCCCAUUGCUCAUUCUCUUCCCCCCUGCUCACUCUCUUUCCCCAUUGCUCAUUCUCUUCCCCGCUGCUCAUUCUCUUUCCCCUUGCUCAUUCUGUUUCCCCCUGCUCAUUCUGUUCCCCCCCUGUUCACUCCCUUCCCCCAUGCCCACCCUCUUUCCCCCUGCUCACUCCCUUUCCCCCCUUCUCACUCUCUUCCCCCCUCCUCACUCUCUUUCCCCCCUGCUCAAUGUCUCCCCUGAACUCUGUUUUUUCCUGCUCAUUCUGUACAGGUCCCCAGCACCAGGUGUAG